AUGAGUCUUCAGGUAAGCAAGAAGGUUAGUACUUUUCUAUAUACAAUGUGUGCCAUGAUUACAGCGCUUUCGGUGAUUUAUGAGAGAAGAUCCUUUCUUAGCAAUGUACAAAGCGUAAUAGAGGCCAAAAAGUCCAUGAUAGACAGGGAGUUGUAUAUGAGACUGCUUUCUAGAAUAGCAGAUGGAAACUAUCUUGUUACUCGAAAGAAUAGCAAGCUCUUCAGACAUCUUGGAGAAACAGAUACAUUUUCCGGAAUUUACCUAGUUGGAUCUUGGGGGAACUAUAGACGCGUCUCCCUAGAGAAAGUUCCUUAUCUUAAUCCCCGAGCUAAAUACUUCUUCAUAGACAUCAAAGACCUUCUUAUCCACAGGAUGUUCUUGAAGCACAAUCUGAAAUCUUUUAUGUACACAAAAAGCUUCAAUUUAGAAAACACCAAGAACGAGGUUGCUUUAAUGUCAGAGAUUUCCCAAGAAUGCUUGAAGAUUCUUAAUAAAGUCGGGAGCACAGAAAUUGCCAUGGAGGACAUGAUAGUUAGGUUACGCAAAGGAAGCCCCGAUGAGCUUUUCGUAGAACAUGCACAGGGAUUAUCCAUCAUCAAAUCGGUAUUCAAGAACGAAAACGAAUUCUUGGAAGGCUUGAAAGCUCAUUUUAUAGACUUUAUGGACUCGGUCUUCUUUGGAAUGGAAACAUCCUCCUUCUGUGAUUCAUAUGUAAAAAGUGUCAUUAAUUAUCUAAAGAGGGAGGACGUCCUUUUGCUUUCUCCAUCAAUCAAAAUGUAUCCAGAGCUAAUCCACUAUCUAUUUCCAUACAAAAUGGUAUCAGACAGACCCAAUCUCCUUCACAACCAAUUAGUUGCUGGCGGCAUCUCCCUGAAUGGAGUUCAGCAUAAUAAUUACCUAAAAAAGCUAUUUAACCUUAAGAAGAUUGAGAAGAUAACUGAGGGUGGAUGUAGAUUUAUAUUCACAGCUCACAUAUCGAUAGACAUCCAGAAAAAGAAAUAUAGUAUCACUUUCAUUUAG
Messenger RNA from Encephalitozoon hellem ATCC 50504, 1020 nucleotides. RefSeq lists its product as uncharacterized. The record is from RefSeq and is a predicted model, not a curated record. The transcript has a single exon. NCBI's taxonomy places the organism in Eukaryota, Fungi, Microsporidia, Unikaryonidae. Bases 1 to 1020 code for a protein of 339 amino acids.